Messenger RNA from Osmerus eperlanus (European smelt), 5058 nucleotides. It is a transcript of the gene sort1b, whose product is annotated as sortilin 1b. The record is from RefSeq and is a predicted model, not a curated record. Lineage: Eukaryota; Metazoa; Chordata; Actinopteri; Osmeriformes; Osmeridae. Gene Ontology annotation, molecular function: protein binding. Bases 369 to 2834 code for a protein of 821 amino acids. Gene Ontology annotation, cellular component: Golgi apparatus; membrane. The transcript is spliced from 20 exons. Gene Ontology annotation, biological process: Golgi to endosome transport; vesicle organization; endocytosis.
GUAGCAGGCUAUGUCCCACAAAGAAUUUGACGCUUCUUUAUCUAUGCUAUAUUGAAUCGUUAUGCACUGGGAGUUGUACAGUGAGCAGUAGAAGCAAAAGUGUAAUAACCAGUUGUUUGCACCUAUGACUUUUUUUCAUUGAGAUAUAUACAUUUUUUCGCAUUGCAGCAGGAAAAGGACUGCCCGCUGAUCUUCGGAGCGCACCGCCUCGAAACGUCUAUGACCGCCGUGAAUACAAAGCCCGCAACACUCGCUGUCAGGACUACUGUUUUGUUGAUGUCAUCCGUGGUCGCGCAGGAGCGAACGUCAAUUCCUCUCCAACAGUAGAACGAACAAAAAUUACAACAAUCUGGAUUUAGUGCACGGCGAUGAUGGGAAUCUUUGUGCACUGUGUUUUACUUCUUCUGUUUAAUGUGUCGUUUGGUUUAGACAUUUCACGGAGAACCGCAUACAAUGGGCAAACAGUUUUUACAAAGAGUCCUAGUCUAGAUAAAGGGUCAUAUAUUGAAAAGAGAUCGGUUCCUGCCUGGCUUGCCCCAGCAAAGCACAUGAGAAGUAGAAGAAGCACAGACCAAGGAAACACCUGUAAAGCUCUUCAAGGAUACGACACCAAGUUGUCUGAAAAUACCCACAGCUACACCUUCAAUGACCUGAGUGGCUCUGUGUCGCUGGCCUGGGUGGGAGAUGGUACAGGGGUCAUCUUGGUUUUGACAACAUUUCAGGUGCCAUUCUUCUUGUUAAGAUUUGGCCAGUCUAAACUUUAUCGAAGUGGGAACUAUGGGAAGUCGUUCCAGGAUGUCACCAGCCUCAUCAACAACACCUUCAUCCGCACUGAGUUAGGAAUUGCCAUUGGUCCGGAGAACUCUGGGAAGGUUAUCCUAACAGGCCAGGUGUCUGGAGGCAAGGGCUCACGUAUCUUUGUCUCCAAGGACUUUGGGAAGAGUUUCAGCCACCUUGACCUUCCCUUCACCCCCCUGAUGCAGAUCACCUACAACCCCCACGAUUCCAAUGUCCUUAUGGCCAUCAGCAGUGUUAAUGAGCUGUGGCUAUCAGAGGACUUUGGGGAGAACUGGAAAAAGCUCCAUGGCAUGGUGUGUCUGGUGAAAUGGGGGAUGGACAACGCAAUUUUCUUUACAACCAACUUGAAUGGAUCUUGCAAUGACAGGGGGAUGCUAGAUUUGAGGAAGACAUCAGACUAUGGGAAAAACAUCAAGACAGUUGCCAGUAAGAUCUUCUCUUUUGGCCUUGGUGGACGUUUUCUCUUCGCCUCAGUAAUGACCGGCAAGGAAACAUUGAGGAUGAUCCAUGUGUCAGUGGACCAGGGGGAAGUGUGGAAUAUGGCCCAGCUGCCCGCCGUUGGUCACGAGCAGUUCUACUCCAUCCUGGCAGCGAAUGAUGACAUGGUGUUCAUGCAUGUGGAUGAUCCAGGGGACACAGGAAUUGGAACCAUCUACGUGUCUGACGAUCGUGGCACGGUUUACUCCAAGUCUCUGGAACGACAUCUCUAUACCACCACAGGGGGUGACACAGACUUUGUAAAUGUCACCUCCCUUCGUGGGGUCUUCAUCACCAGUGUCCUUGCUGAGGAUAACUCGGCUCAGACAGUAGUGUCCUUUGACCAGGGAGGGGAGUGGCUACCCGUACAGAAACCAGCCAACAGUAUAUGUGACUCCACAGCCAAAGACCCAGAGAAGUGCAGUCUCCACAUCCAUGCUGCUUACAGCACAGGAACGGGGCUGAACAUCCCAAUGCUUCCUCUGACGGAGCCCAAUGCUGUGGGCCUCAUCCUAGCUCACGGAAGCGUAGGCGACGCCCUCUCUGUGCUGGUUCCAGACGUGUACGUGUCUGACGAUGGGGGCUACUCCUGGCUGAAGGCCCUGAGGGGCCCCCACCAUUACGCCAUCUUGGACUCGGGGGGUCUGUUGGUGGCUGUGGAGCACAGCAACACUGAGCCUGUCCACCAGAUCAAGUUUUCUACGGACGAGGGCCAGUGCUGGCGAGUGUAUAACUUCACCGACGAGCCCAUCCACUUCACAGGCCUGGCCUCGGAGCCUGGCGCACGCUCCAUGAACGUCAGCGUCUGGGGCUACAGGGACACCAUCAUCAGCCAGUACUGGAUCUCUUUCACCAUCGACUUCAGGGAGCUGCUUACCAGGGACUGCGGGGACAAUGACUACGUACAGUGGCUGGCACACUCUGAUGACAUCAGCGACCCUAACGACGGAUGCAUGCUCGGUUACAAGGAGCGCUUCUUGCGUUUGAGGAAGGACUCUGUGUGCUGGAACGGACGAGACUACAUGGUCAAUAAGGAGCCCACCCCCUGCCCCUGCACUCUGGACGACUUCCUUUGUGACUUUGGGUACUACCGCAAAGAGAACAGCUCCGUGUGUGUGGAGCAGCCGGACCUGAAGGGCCAGGUCCUGGAGUUCUGCCUGCAAGGCAGGGAGGAGCAGCUGCAGACCAGCGGUUAUAGGAAAAUCCCAGGGGACAAGUGUCAGGGAGGAAAUAUGCCUGAGCGCAAGGAGAUUGACCUGAGCCAGAGGUGUGUCAGCGACCUGCUCGGUCCACAACUCCUGACAAAGGUCCAUACCUCCAGCUCUGUGCCUAUCGUGGUGACGGUCAUUAUCAUCAUGCUGCUCGGUACUGUAGCAGGGGUCUUCUUCGUCAAGAAGUAUGUCUGUGGUGGACGGUUCCUGGUUCACAGGUACUCAGUGCUGCAGCAACACGCCGAGGCUAACGGCAUUGAGGGAGAGGACGAACCACUGGAAACCACCCACACUCCCAACGGCAAGAUAGAAUUCCAUGACGACUCAGAUGAGGACCUUCUAGAAUAGCUGAUAGAACCUGCGGCGUUAUGGAAGAAACUGGUCUCCAGCCCACCCUGUGGCUGGCUGCUACCUUGUCUCUAUCUUGCUACUUCCUGCUUCCUCUCUCCGCUGUGACCUCUGACCUUCAGGACCUGUUGGAGAGCCGUAGGUCACCCUGCUCUCAUCAGUGAGGUGUCUAAUGAAUGUAUAGAAGCUUUCUGAGUCUCAGUGUUGAGGACCACAGAACCAGGGGGGGGGGUGGGGGGGGGGAGGGGAGCCCCUGGAUAAUAGGAAGAUCCUUUUUUCCUUACUCUGUUACUUACAUUUUCAGUGAAAGAUGCCAUCCCACAGUUUGUUUAUUUAUUUUUUACAAAUGCUCCUAAAUAUUUUUGUGAAUGCCUUGAUACCAAGACACCCCAAACAAGGCAAAGGCGUUACUACUACUGAAUUAAAAUUAGUUGUUUGGUUGACCAACCCAAAAUCAGGGUAGCACAUUAAACUGGGGAAAAUAGUAACAGAUCAAGAGCAUUAACAAACAAUAAUUGCUUACGGGUCACCCCUCUCCCAUCAAGUAGGAAGGUUUUUGCACCCGCUUUGUUAUUUAGUUCUCUUUAACCUCUGCACUUGUACAUAAACAUCUGUGUUUGACUUCUGUAAUCUGUAAUUACAACUGCUGUAGGUUGUUGUGGCUUGACAAGUUGUAUCAGCUGAGCCACUGAGUUCCAAACAUGAAACUCUCGUUAAGUAUUUGCCUACAUUUAAAAAUGCUGAUGGAAAAUCUCUAUAUGCAUUUAGCGUGUGAUAGCAAUACCAUGUUUGGAGGAAGUCUGUUGGAACAAGCUUUCAGAGCAUAAAUGAUAUCCUACCAAAUCUGUUAAUUCUUAAUCAAUCAGCUAAACCUAACCUAACUCGUACUCAACACACAUUUCCCACUUUGGCAUGUUUUGAUGGAGUUAGGUCUGCACAUCUUGAGAAUUGGUUGGCAGUUGUAACUGCCUAAAGCACAAGAUAAUUUAUAUGUGGUCUCUUGAAUUUUGUUAUUCCUUAAAUAAAGUAAAACUAAAUAAGGAUUCUGCAAUAAUAAACAAGUUCCAAAAUGUGAAACUGAAAAACUAUCAAUCUAACUCUGUUAUAAAACAGAGUCAAACAGGGGUAGGAGCAAAUAUGUAAUUAUGUAAAUGUAGUAUUUGGUUGAUAGAUUGAAGCCAUUUUAAGAAUGAGAUUAUUGGGUGUGGUUAUGUGAGCUGUUUAACCGAAUAAUUUGAGUUAUGCACUGUAUGUGUUGUAGUGAAUAUGAGAUGAGCAUAUACUACUGGGUCAUAUCUUGAUAGUGGUGACAGGGUCCUGGAUUUAGAAUAUCUCACAAAGCUACAGUAGGCCCAACUAGGGUGGGCUGUUUUAAUUCAACAAAAAAGAAAAAAUAAUUCUGGGUAAAUACAUUUGUUAAACAUACAGUUGGUUAUACCUUUCACAGGAUCUCCUGGGUGUUUAUGCUCUUUUUAGUUUCUAAAGGUUUUUGUCUUUGUUUCGUGUCAUUGCCCCAUUGUAGGUUUUAUGUAUUUAUAACAGCCAGGUUAGGAGUACAUUAUGUGUGCUAAUGGUUAUACAAGUGCCUAGAGUGGGAAUGGGACAUGUGCCUUCCCAAUGAGUGGCGAGUUGUUGUGUUCAGUUGUCUGGUAUCAUCAGUGUAACCACGGUUACAUCCGUCUGGUCAAUUGUACCCCUUUGAUGCACUUGCUACUAAAAUAUUUAAUCUUCUCAAUGAAUUUAAUAUCUCUUUAGACUGCUUCAUAGAAGCUCCCCACAUGAUUUACAAAACAAAUCCUAUUUUUCCAGUAAAAAUAAGUUCAAUCCAUAUAACAAGCUAUAUUUGUUUUCUUAACGCUAUAUUAAAUACCUUCCUAAAUAGUGUUUACUUAAUGACAGAGCAUCUGUACCUGAAUACAAUUAUGAGCAUUUGCUUACUAUUAAUUGGUUUAAAAGGCGUUACAGGGAGAACAUAGCUGCUACACUUUAAUUGGGGAGUCAAUUAUCAGUCUUAUUUAAUUUGCAGGUCAACACACCUGAGGGGUACUGAGGGGCUGGGCACAUUUUUCUUACAAUUUAAAAUGUUGUAAAAUGUUAUUUGUUGUGAUGGUUAUGUAAAUAUCCAAUUACAUCUUUGUAUCUGCUGUGUUUUUCUCUUCUGUAUAUUUGAGACUAUUUGCUUUGAGUUGACCAAUAAAUUGACUUGUCCCUUUACUCCUUUCAA